Molecule: messenger RNA, 3328 nt
Organism: Dryobates pubescens (Downy woodpecker)
Lineage: Eukaryota; Metazoa; Chordata; Aves; Piciformes; Picidae
Gene: SRPK2
Product: SRSF protein kinase 2
Exons: 16
Coding region: 209-2368 (719 amino acids)
Biological process (GO): protein phosphorylation; regulation of mRNA processing; spliceosomal complex assembly
Molecular function (GO): ATP binding; protein kinase activity
Source: RefSeq, a predicted model, not a curated record
CGGGCCGCCGCCUCCCGCCUCGUCCCUCAGAGCGCGGCUGGGCCGACCCUCGCACGGGUACCGUGGCUCCUGCGGCCUCCUUCCUAACAAAAGGGCUUAGGGAAAUAAAGUCGCUUGGUUAAAAAGGUUGCGGAAAGCGAGGGCAGGCGGUCUCGGUUGUGAACGUUUUCUGAUUUUUCCAGAAAUCAAGCAGAAGAUUGAGCUGCUGAUGUCAGUUAACUCUGAGAAGUCGUCCUCUUCAGAAAGGCCAGAGCCUCAACAGAAAGCUCCCUCUGCACCUCCACCUCCACCCCCGCCCCCACCACCACCCCUGCCAGAGGCCACUCCACCAGAGCCAGAGGAGGAGAUCUUAGGGUCCGAUGAUGAGGAGCAAGAGGAUCCUGCAGAUUACUGUAAAGGAGGCUAUCACCCAGUGAAAAUUGGUGAUCUUUUCAAUGGCCGGUAUCACGUUAUCAGGAAGUUAGGAUGGGGACACUUCUCUACAGUUUGGCUAUGCUGGGAUAUGCAGGGAAAAAGGUUUGUUGCAAUGAAAGUUGUAAAAAGUGCUCAGCAUUAUACGGAGACAGCCUUGGAUGAAAUAAAGUUGCUCAAAUGUGUUCGUGAAAGUGACCCUAAUGAUCCCAACAAGGAUAUGGUUGUACAGCUAAUCGAUGACUUCAAAAUUUCUGGAAUGAAUGGAAUUCAUGUCUGUAUGGUUUUUGAAGUACUUGGACAUCAUCUCCUAAAAUGGAUCAUCAAGUCUAAUUAUCAAGGCCUUCCCAUCCAUUGUGUAAAAAGUAUAAUUCGACAGGUACUUCAAGGUCUGGAUUAUCUACACAGCAAGUGCAAGAUCAUUCAUACAGAUAUAAAACCAGAAAACAUUUUGAUGUGUGUGGAUGAUGCCUAUGUUCGUAGAAUGGCUGCUGAAGCUACCGAGUGGCAGAAAGCUGGUGCACCUCCUCCCUCUGGAUCAGCAGUGAGUACAGCUCCACAACAAAAGCCUGUUGGAAAAAUAUCCAAAAACAAAAAGAAAAAAAUGAAGAAAAAGCAGAAGAGACAAGCUGAGCUGUUAGAAAAACGCCUGCAGGAAAUAGAAGAACUGGAGCGAGAAGCUGAAAGGAAAAAAAUAGAAGAAAAUGUAACCUCAGCUGUACCAUCAAAUGAUCAAGAAGAGGAGUACCAUGCAGAGGUGAAACUAAAAUCAGCUGAUAUAGAAGAGGUAGUAGAUGAAGAACCUGGAAAUGAUGAUGGUGAAGCAGAAGAUCAGGAUGAAAAAGAAGACACAGAGAAAGAAAACACUGAAAAAGAUGACGAUGUUGAGCAGGAACUUGUCAACGCUCACCCUACAGACCCUAAGUGGAUAGAAUCCCCCAAAACAAAUGGCCAUAUUGUGAAUGGUCCAUUCCUAUUGGAGCAGCAAAUUGAAGAUGAAGAUGAGGAAGAAGAGGAGUGUCCAAAUCCAGAGGAGUAUAAUCUCGAUGAGCCAAAUGCAAAGAGUGAUUACUCUUAUAGCAGCUCCUAUGAACAGUUUAAUGGUGAAUUGCCAAAUGGACGUCAUAAAAUUCCUGAGUCACAGUUCUCUGAAUUUUCAGCUUCAGUGUUCUCUGGGGCUCUAGAGUCUGUAGCUUGUGGUUCUGCUGUUUCUGAAGAAUCAACUGUAAAUGAAAGAGAGGAGAGCAGCCCAUCUCACGACAGGAGCAGAACAGUUUCAGCUUCAAGCACUGGGGAUUUGCCAAAAACAAAGACUCGUGCUGCUGACCUACUGGUGAAUCCCCUGGACCCAAGAAAUGCAGAUAAAAUUAGAGUUAAAAUUGCUGACCUGGGGAAUGCUUGCUGGGUGCAUAAACACUUCACAGAAGACAUCCAGACAAGACAAUAUAGAUCCAUAGAGGUUUUAAUAGGAGCAGGUUACAGUACACCUGCUGAUAUCUGGAGUACAGCAUGUAUGGCUUUUGAGCUAGCAACUGGAGAUUAUUUGUUUGAACCACACUCCGGUGAAGACUAUUCCAGAGAUGAAGACCAUAUAGCACACAUCAUAGAGCUGCUAGGCAAUAUCCCAAGGCACUUUGCUCUAUCUGGAAAAUAUUCUCGGGAAUUCUUCAAUCGCAGAGACCACAUAGCAUUGAUCAUUGAACUGCUGGGAAAAAUCCCUCGAAAAUACGCUAUGUUGGGGAAAUAUUCCAAGGAGUUUUUCACCAAAAAAGGAGAGCUCCGACAUAUUACCAAGCUGAAACCUUGGAGUCUUUUUGAUGUGCUUGUGGAGAAGUAUGGUUGGCCUCAUGAAGAUGCUGCACAGUUUACAGAUUUCCUGAUCCCCAUGCUAGAAAUGGUCCCAGAGAAACGUGCUUCAGCUGGAGAAUGCCUCAGGCAUCCAUGGCUGAAUUCUUAGCAGAAUCUCCCAGCCGUACAAAAAAGCCAGCGACUACUUCCCAGUGCAUCGGACCUAAACGGUGACUGUCACAAAUUCUUUAGCAGGAUCACACGUGAGCUGGCUUCAAUCCUCUCAGACCUUUGUUUUGCUUGAGGUACUGUUUGACAUUUUGCUUUUUGUGCACUGUGUUCUUGGGGAAGGGUAGUCAUUCUUUUUGUCUUCAGCAAGUAGUUUACUCACCCACUUUCUUUACUGUGUCUUUUAAGCAUUGUUUCUUGUGUUGUGUGGCAUUCAGAUGUCAGAUUUUUGAACAAAGGAAACCUACCCCCCUGUGUUUUGGCAAGUUUUGUAACUAUUUAUGAGAAGAAAAAAAAAAUAAAAUAUUUUACCUGAUGCAUAUUAUAUAAUUUACAAGUGUAAGAAAUUUAUGGAGUCAGAACUGAGUUAUGGUGAGGAACUGUACCAUUUUUCUCUUCUGGCAAAGGGAUGUCACUCCUGUACUAUAGUGUAUGUAAAUGCACCUGUAAAUGUUUAUUGCCAUUUCAGUAUGGGACUGGGGACUCAAUUUCAGAGUAAAAGCGACUUAAGUUUUAGAGAGCUUUAUAGCAAAUCAAUUGCAUGUAGUGGACUUAAAACUGCUUUAAGGAAUUGUGUAAACUUUCUACUCUGCAGCAGUUCCCGUUCAUUGGAUUUUAAACACAGUGGCUCUGGUUUACAGGACUUCAUUCCCCCAAACGGCACUUUAAAGGAAGGCUAGACUUCUUUCUAAUAAAGUAUGCAUUAACGUUAGCAUUCCCUUUCAGAACUUUUGCCUAUUUUAAGUGCUUUUAAGAAAAGAAAAAAAUAGCAAUUUCCCUUACGACGUGAUAGUGGAGACAUGGUACCAUAUGGUGUUGCCUUUUUAUAAGCACUCUAAGUUGUACUAUACAAUAAGAGAAAAAAAAAAGUUGAGCAUGAGAACCACCCUCUGUAGAAUUG